AUGGCCCCGGCUCGUGUUGCGUGGAACGAAGGUGUUCAGAAGCGUAUCUCAAUCACAUCAUCACUGCUGAACCAGAUCAAGGGUGUCAAGAUGAUGGGUCUCGCCGACCAUUUCUCCAGCAUAGUGCAAAAGUUUCGCAUCACGGAGCUGAAGCUCUCCGUCAAGUUCAGAGUUCUUAUCACUUUUCUCAGUGUGAUUGUCGGAGCCGCCGAUCAGAUCACACCCGUGGUCAUCAUCGCCGCCGCCGUCUUCUGGACUCGGGCCGAACAAGGCUUGAGCAUAGCCGAGGCCUUCACUGCCCUGUCGAUUAUCGUUCUCGUGUCUGCCCCCUUUAUGAAGUUGAUCGUUUCCAUCAUUCAGCUCGUGGGUGCUCUUGGCUGCUUUACCCGGAUCCAGGAGUUCCUUCUCUUGGACGAACUCGAAGACCGGCGGGAGAUCUUGACCAACUCUGAGAAGUCCUCGCUGGACUCUGCGCGGCUGCCUCCCAGCCUGCACGGGUCAGACUUGCAACCCCUGACCCCAAGGCAUCAAGUCUCGGCUAGCAAUGCGGUCGAGUUGCAGUCAUUUAGAGCUACGACUCUCAGACCGGCAUCCAUCGAACUGGGCAAGCCACUUGUCAGCAUAAACGAAGCGAAGUUCACUUUGAAAGACGGCACCGAGAUCCUAAGGGAAGUCUCACUUGUGCUGAAGAAGGGCUCCAUCUCCAUGCUUGUUGGCCGUGUUGGUUGUGGCAAGUCUUCUCUCCUCAAAGGUAUACUCGGCGAGUUGGUGAUCUCUUCCGGCACCGUGACUCUACACACCUCUUCCGUUGCAUUCUGCGACCAAGCCGCCUGGCUGCGCAAUAUUUCCGUCAAGGACAACAUCAUCGGCCAAGUCCCUUAUGAUGCCGCUUGGUUCUCGGCGGUUGUCCGCGCAUGCAGCCUGGACCAGGACAUUGCUCUGUUUCCCAAAGCUGAGGAGACUCUUGUCGGCACUGGCGGGGUGGCUUUGAGUGGUGGGCAAAAACAACGAGUGGCUGGCAUGACCGUGCUCCUUGCCACCAACCAUGUGAACUUCCUUCAUGCUGCUGAUUGCAUCACUAUGAUCGAAGAUGGUACCAUUAUCCGUAGCCAGAUCGCUUUCGACUCCGUACCACGGUCUGUGUGGGGUCAUCUCGCUCAGGACGUCAAGGGCAAGGAGCUUGCAGAAGACGACGAUCAUGAUGCCGAAGAGCCGACCGAAGAUGAAGCGAAGACCAUCAAAGUAGAGGCUCCAGUACCAACUAAUGCCAGGGUCACCGAGGCACAGCUCACGAGACAGACCGGUGACACCGAGGUCUAUAAGCUCUACUUCAGCUCCAUCGGGUGGCGGAUGUUAGGUCCCUUCAUAUUCAUGGUCGUUUUGUACGUGGGCUUUACCAAGCUUCCCCAGAUUUGGCUGCGAGUGUGGACAGAAGAGGGCACGAACGAACGUCCGGCCAUGUACUUCGGUAUCUACCUCAUGUUCGCUUUGCUCUAUCUCGUCAUGAACGCCGUCUCCUUGAGUUUCUGGAUGCUCACCGUGGUUCCUCGAUCCGCACGUCAUCUCCACCAGAUGCUCCUAGACGCUGUCCUCGCUGCCCCUCUGGUCUUCUUCACGACAACAGAUAGCGGCGUGACCCUCAACAGAUUCAGUCAAGACAUGACCCUCAUAGACCACCGCCUUCCCAUGUCCGCCUUUGCAACCCUCCACACCUUCCUCCUCGUCAUUGCCGAAACAGCUAUCAUCGCCUCCGGCGCAUCCUACUUUGCCGCCCUCAUCCCCCCUUCCUUCAUGGCCCUCUACCUCCUCCAGAAAUACUAUCUCCGCACCUCCCGUCAGCUCCGUCACAUCGACCUCGAAGCCAAAUCUCCUCUAUUCACUCACUUUACCGAGGUUCUCGCCGGCCUGCCCACACUCCGCGCCUUCUCCUGGCGUCCGGCCAUGCUGCGCGAGAGCCAGACUCUACUGGACGCAUCGCAGAGGCCGUACUAUCUCUUCUUCUGUGUACAGCGCUGGCUUAAUGUCGUCCUGGAUCUCUUCGUUGCAGGAAUGGCGCUUUGCCUGGUUGCUUUCGCAUUGCACUUUAAUAACACUACUACCAAAGGCGCCAUCGGUCUGGCAAUGGUCAACAUCAUCAGCUUCAACCGGACGCUUGCUGAAUUCAUCGAGAUGUGGACUAUGCUGGAGACGAGCUUGGGGGCUAUUACAAGGCUCAAGUACUUCAUUGAGCACACCCCUCGCGAAGACCGAGAGUGCGAGAAAGACACGCCCCCUUCGUCUUGGCCAGAGAACGGCAAGAUUGAAAUUGGCAGCGUCACUGCUGCUUACAGCGACGAAACUGAUCCUGUCGUACGAGACGUGACUCUUGCAAUCCAGCCUGGUCAGAAAGUCGGCAUCUGCGGCCGCUCGGGUAGCGGCAAAUCUUCCCUCCUCCUGACCCUCCUCCGUCUUCUUGACACCGACCCCAACGGCACUCUAUCCAUUGACUCCGAAUCUCUGACCACCAUUUCUCGGAACAAAAUUCGCAAGUCUCUUACAACCCUCCCUCAAGAUCCCGUCCUUUUGCCCGGCACAGUCCGUGACAACAUCGAUCCCACAGGCCACACCCCUGACGCAGACCUCAUCGACGUCCUCCGCAAGACUCGUAUCUGGGACGCCCUGGAGCCGCGAGGCGGACUUAAUGCGGAAAUGUUGGAGGCGGGGCUUUCAGCCGGACAGAAGCAGCUGUUUUGUCUUGCGAGAGCGGUGUUGAAGCAUGGACAGGUGGUGUUGUUGGACGAGGCGACGAGUAAUGUUGAUCAUGGGACUGAUGAGGAGGUUAGGAGAGUGGUGAUGGAGGAAUUUAAGGGGAUUACUGUUGUGGAAGUUGCUCAUCGGUUGGAAGCCAUCGUCGGAUAUGAUGUCGUUGUUGUUAUGCAUGAGGGGAGAGUUGUGGAGGUUGGAGACCCGAGGGAAUUGUUGGGGAAGACCUCCAGAUUUAAGGGGUUAUGGGAUAGUCGCGCGGCGUAG
Colletotrichum chrysophilum is the source of this 3009-nucleotide messenger RNA. RefSeq lists its product as uncharacterized. Gene Ontology annotation, cellular component: membrane. The record is from RefSeq and is a predicted model, not a curated record. Gene Ontology annotation, biological process: transmembrane transport. The transcript has 8 exons. Bases 1 to 3009 code for a protein of 1002 amino acids. Gene Ontology annotation, molecular function: ATP hydrolysis activity; ABC-type transporter activity; ATP binding. NCBI's taxonomy places the organism in Eukaryota, Fungi, Ascomycota, Sordariomycetes, Glomerellales, Glomerellaceae.